AUGACCUACGCCAUUGCCAGGACCCAACCAACAGCAAAACGAGCCGAACGCAGCAGUACCGGGACAGUGGGUUGGAAAAGCUUGCAGACCCGGCGGUAUGCAACUCCUGCCCCGGCGGAAGUCCUCACCGGAGGUGACGGCAUCGAUGUGAAGGAUGACAAGAGACAGAAAGUCGUCAUCCUGGGAAGUGGUUGGGCUGGAUACGUCCUCUCCCGUCGCCUCGACCCAGCGAAAUAUCGAGUCCUCGUGGUUUCACCCCGGUCCUACUUUGUCUUCACUCCCCUCCUCAACGACUCCGCCGUCGGCACCCUCGAAUCCCGCAACGUCCUAGAAUCCGUCAGGAAAAGAGGCAGCCAGAUAGAACAUAUCCAGGGCUGGGCGGACGAUGUCGACUUCGCAGACAAGACUGUCACCGUCGAGCCGUCCGUGCUCGACCCGGACAUUGGGCAUGCACUCACGGGCCCGCGCGAGCCCAACGAACAACAGACGACUGUGGGCUUCUUCAAGGAAAGCGACAUAAGACCCGGCGGGACUGGAGACAGCAAAGUGCCCACCUUCCCUGUCAGUUACGACAAAUUGAUCAUUGCUGUGGGCACCUACAGUCAAACGUUUGGCACCAAGGGCGUCAAGGAGAACGCCAUGUUCCUCAAAGACGUGGGCGAUGCACGAGCCAUACGAAGACGCAUCCUCGAACUAUUCGAACUUGCCCGUCUGCCUAUUAUCCCCGAAGAGACGAAGCGGUACCUCCUCCACUUCGCCAUCGUUGGCGGCGGACCCACAGGCAUGGAAUUCGCAGCGUGUCUAUCUGAUCUGAUACGGCAGGAUCUGAGCAAAAUCCACCCCCAACUGAUGAAGUACAUCCGGAUUAGUCUGUACGAUGUUGCGCCAAAGGUAUUGCCCAUGUUUGACGCCUCGCUUGCCGACUACGCUGUCAAACAGUACCAGCGGCAGAACAUCGACAUCAAAACGUCGCAUCACGUCGAGGAACUAAGGAAGGGAUUUCCGAAUGACGAGGAGGCACGAGAAAACCAGGACAGACAGCCGAAAGGGAGGGUGUACACGAUCCGCACGAAAGAGGAAGGGGACGUGGGCAUUGGCAUGUGCGUCUGGAGUACGGGAAACAUGAACAACCCAUUCGUUGCUAAGGCCCUGGAUCAUGUCAGAGAAUUCCCCAAGGAUUCUGCAACCAUCAUGGAAGGGGAAGUCAAGGAUCCAAUGGAGCGACGGUGGACGAUCACACGAGACCCCAAGACGGGGGUGUUGUUGGUUGACGACCACUUCCGCGUGAAUCUUGAUACGCACGCCGUCAACGGCGAAGACCGUAUUGCGGCGAAGGCGUAUAUGAAGGACGUCUUUGCCCUGGGCGAUACGGCAAAACUCAUAUCCGGCGCACUGCCGGCCACCGCGCAGGUCGCGAACCAGGAGGCCCUGUGGCUAGGGAAGAUGCUGAAUCGGUACCUUGAUGCCGACGACUUCGAUAAAGCCAAGGGGUUCACCUUCCGCAAUCUAGGUGUGCUGACUUAUGUGGGUGGCGCAAAGGCCGUGUUGCAGGGUCCGAAUACGGAUCGCGAGGGCAUGGCGAAGGGGCUGAAAGGCUGGAUUGCGUUUCUCGUCUGGAGGGGUGCGUACUUGACCAUGACGCUGAGUUGGAGAAAUAAGUUCCUCGUGCCGAUUCAGUGGUUGACGGUGCGGCUGUUUGGGAGGGAUAUUAGUAGGUUUUGA
This is a messenger RNA of Exophiala xenobiotica, 1722 nucleotides long. RefSeq lists its product as uncharacterized. Bases 1 to 1722 code for a protein of 573 amino acids. The transcript has 2 exons. The record is from RefSeq and is a predicted model, not a curated record. Gene Ontology annotation, molecular function: NADH dehydrogenase activity. Lineage: Eukaryota; Fungi; Ascomycota; Eurotiomycetes; Chaetothyriales; Herpotrichiellaceae.